AAUCAGUCUCAAGCGGUUUGUCGAUUGAGUUAGUUUAAACGUGUUAAAAGUGCUCGUUUCACCACCUUUCACGCGAUUCUGUUUUGAUUCUCUGCUCGCUCAUUUUGUGGCAUAAACCGAUUUAUACAUUAGAAAAAAAUUGCAGCAUUGCAAUUUUGCGCAUCAAUUGAUAUUAAUGGAAUAAAUGUAAAGGUGACUGAGAGAAGCGGAUUGUGUACAAGCGAAUUUAUCUACAAAGACAGAGAAAGGGAGUGAGCUGUUUUUACAAACAUUGCAGUAUCAACCGAUCAAAUUGAGAACAACAGAGACCGAAUGAUUACAGCAUGAACAAUUAUGCGAACAUUCUAGAGUUUCAAACAUGGGUUGUGUACCAGCGUGUUGCGAUUGACUGUGCUGGUUGCUUGUAAGCGCACGUUUCCUUUAGUUCCGAGUUUAGUUUAUGUCGUUUGAAUUGAUGCAAAUGCACAAGUUUCGUUUAUUAGAAGCCACAUUAUAAUUUUCGCUAUAAAAUCGAUCGCACGAGAUUUUAUCAUUUUGUUUUGGUUUUGAUUGGUCCCAAUGGUAGAAAAAGUCAUGACGGAAAAUGCGUUUAGAGCUCGAGACAUUGGGUUGCGGGCACAGAAGAAAAUCCUAUCUCGAAUGGCCACAAAGACCGUUGCAAAAACCUUUAUCGACGGAACCACAGCCUCAUUGCUCGAUAAUAUUUAUCGGUUGGCAAAGUUACAUAGUGGAAAUAAGAAGGAGGCGGAACGUUUGGUGAAAAAUAUCAUUAAGAUUGUAAUCAAGAUCGGAAUCCUUCACCGAAAUAACCAAUUCAGUGCCGAGGAAUUACGAGUUGUUGAACGGUUUCGCAGUAAAUUUCAGUGUACCCAGAUGGCUGUUAUCAGUUUCCAUGAAGUUGAUUUCAGUUUUGAUUUGCCGUAUUUGCAAAAGUCGUUGGAAGAAUCACGGGCAGCACUGAAAAGCAUCGUUGAACGGCAUUUAACCGAAAAAUCACUUGGACGUAUCGAUGAAGUAUUUGAUUUUUUUAACGAUCCCAAAUUGCUGGAGACUUGUUUCCGCGUCGAUUCCCCUUAUCAAGAAGUGGUUGCCGCUAUUGUAAAAGAUUUGAACAGCGCAAUGGACAACGGGGACAUAUAAUCUCCUACUCGCACUCACAGACUAUAUCACAAUAAGCAUCACUAUAUAUGUACACACACUGACUUGACACUCUUUUUUUCUCUUCUAUAUUAAGCUAUAUUUUUAUUUUGUUUUCUAAUUUAUAUUCAUUAUUUAUUAAGUGUUAUGAUUAAUAUUGUAUGAAGUCAGUCAGUAAUGAAAAGUGGGACGACGCAGGCUCUUAUUUUUUUUUGCAAAAUGAUAUUAACUAAUCUAGAUUAGAUAAAAUGGUUUCAGACGAAAAAAAGUGAGAAAAAUAAUAAUAAUAUAAUAAGAAACAUUUUCUCUGAAAUGUUUGAAAAUGGGUGCAACAUCAACAUAUCACGCCUUAUCAUCAAAUAAAUGAAAGAAAGAAUAUACUACAGACAAGAGUCAUACAAAAAAUUGAUGGUUUUGAACACAUUGGGUAGAGUUAAUCAUACAAUUGAUAGAUUAAAAAAAAUCAAAUGAUUUUGAUAUGGGUGCAUUAAAACCUUGGGGUUACCCACGAACUCGAUACUAGAAAAACUAGAACAUAUUAGAAAGAUGUCAAAUGUACAUGUCAUAUGGCGUUUUAUUAGAAAUAUUAGAAAAAAUUAGCACAUAUUAGAAUCCGUGGUUUCCCCCUCGAUUAAAACACCUUUCACAGUUUGAAUGAAAGAGGAUAAUUUUGCAUGAAAAAAAUAUAUAGCAGAUACGUCCAAAAUAGAAUUAAUUUUUGAAGAAAUAGAUUAGCUCGACCAUGUGUAUUGUGAAGGAAGUAUGAAACCCAGAUUAUCACAGAUAGCAUUUAUAUCAUGGUAUGAUGAUUCUAUUGAACCAAAAUUCUACAAUCUUAUAAAAAUUAAUGAAUUUAUGAGAAAAAUUGUGUUUAUUUGAAGAAAAAAAAAAACAAAUUAAUAACAACCAAACCGUCUAUGACACUAACAACUCAUCCACAUUGAAUGUCUAUUAUAUAUUGAAUGAAGAAAAAACAAAACAUCAAUUGAAUGUGUGAAUAUGUGUUCAAGUAUUCAUCUGAAAUAAAAACAAAAUAUUGAUAUACAACCAACCAAAUUAAACAGAGUCUAUUAUCACAUUUAAAGUAUACUCAAAUGUUUAUAAAGUGAUUCAAACUGGUCAACAUGGUAUAUAUAUUUUUAUCUUAUUUUAUUAUAAUAAAUAUAUACUCCAUGGAAAAUUGAUUUUAGUAAUAUUAAGGAACUACCACUAAAUAAUGGUGUAUACAUUAUACAAUUUGUCUAUUUUAGUAAUGUCAAAUAAAACUGAGCAAAAAACCGACCAA
Contarinia nasturtii (swede midge) is the source of this 2422-nucleotide messenger RNA. RefSeq names its product tumor necrosis factor alpha-induced protein 8-like protein (gene sigmar). Gene Ontology annotation, cellular component: cytoplasm. Bases 559 to 1140 code for a protein of 193 amino acids. The transcript is spliced from 6 exons. Gene Ontology annotation, biological process: regulation of apoptotic process. The record is from RefSeq and is a predicted model, not a curated record. NCBI's taxonomy places the organism in Eukaryota, Metazoa, Arthropoda, Insecta, Diptera, Cecidomyiidae.